AUGGAACUAUCACACAUUUUCUGGUCCGUAAUUCUAGUCAUAUUUUCAAUUUUGUGUCUUUUCCUGUUCCCUAAUGUUAAUAGAAACAAGUACUCUUCCAGCAGCUACACUGCUGAUGAAGAAGAGCUUAGGCUUCCUCCAGGGAGAACUGGAUUUCCUUUAAUUGGUGAAACUUUGGAUUAUUACUUGAAUACUCGAAAAGGGUUUCCAUUUAAAUUCGUGAGGGAUCGAAUGGAGCAAUUUUCGACCAAGAUUUUCAGGACAUCGUUGCUGGGACACCAAAUGGUGAUACUUGGAACCGCUGAAGGAAACAAGUUUUUGUUUUCUAAUGAGAACAGUUUGUUUCAAGUAUGGUGGCCUAGCACAGCGGAUAAGAUCUUCCCAAAGUCCGAUAAUCAGCCUGCGCAGGUGCACGCGAAAAGGCUACGCGGUAUCAUCUCGCCAUUGAUUCAAAAAGUCGAUGGGCUUCGCGAAUGCGUUGGGAUCAUGGAUAUGGUAAUGAAAAAGCAUCUGGAAACGUAUUGGAAAGGCAAAGAUGUGGUGAAAGCAAGGGAAUUGGCAAAGAAAUACACAUUGGCUCUGGGAUGCAAUGUUUUCUUAGGCAUCAAUGACCAGAACGAAAUCGAUGAAAUCGUGACAGGAAUGGAUGAUAUUGAAGCAGCAUUUUUUGCAGCGCCAAUCAACCUGCCAGGCACAACUCUUAAUUGUGGAAUCAAAGCUUCUAAAGUUAUGCGUUCAAAAAUUGAGACAAUGAUUAGGCACAGAAGAAACCUUCUUGGGUCAGAGAAGAAGAGCAUUCCAACAGAAAUAUUAGUGAAGGACUUCAUCGCACGUAUGCUUUCAUCGGUAGAUGAUAAUGGUCAAGUCCUCAAGGACGAAGACAUUGCCAGCCAUUUGGUUGGUUUGAUCGAAGUUGGCUACACGUAUCUCCACUCCACACUUACAAUGCUCAUCAAGAUCCUUGCUGAGCAUCCUUGUGUGUAUGAUUCCGUCCUCAAAGAACAAAAGGAAAUAGCAAGUUCAAACCAUCCAAGAGAGAAACUGAGUUGGGAGGACUUCAGAAAGAUGAAGUAUUCAUGGAAUGUGGUAUGCGAAGUAUUUAGACAAUGUUCACCCGCGGUUGGCGGUUUUAGGGAAGCUCUCACUGAUAUCAAAUACGAGGGAUACACAAUUCCAAAAGGCUGGAAGGUUCAUUGGCUUCUACAUUCCACACACAAUAAUCCAAAAUACUUUCAGAAUCCUGAAAAGUUUGAUCCGUCAAGGUUUGAGGGAGAUGGUCCGAUUCCGUACACUUUCAUUCCUUUUGGAGGAGGAUCACGAAUGUGCCCUGGAAAUGAGUAUGCGAGGCUUGCGAUACUCACUUUUCUACAUUAUGUGUUGAAUGAGUUCAAAUGGGAACAAAUCAUCCCAAAUGAGAAAAUUUCAUAUUUUCCGAUUCAAACUCCAGCUCAAGGCCUUCCUAUUCGUCUUUAUCGCCAUGAAGAUUGA
This is a messenger RNA of Oldenlandia corymbosa var. corymbosa, 1488 nucleotides long. Lineage: Eukaryota; Viridiplantae; Streptophyta; Magnoliopsida; Gentianales; Rubiaceae. The record is from the annotation of a GenBank genome assembly.